UUUUCAGAAUCAUACAUGUAUUAGACAAGCAAUUCUGUUAAAAUUACAAAGCAUUAUUAUAUUUGGGGGUAAAAAACGUAAUGUAUUAGAGUGGCUAUAAAUAAAUGGAAAUAAGAGGAAAGAUUAAUUUAAUCAACAUGGCCAUUUCUCAUAUUUUACAUUCGAUUUUUAAACUAAUAUCGUACACUUACAUUAGUGCUGCACAGAGCUGGGGCUCACUUAAGCCCACUGCACUGAUCUCUCGCCUUCUAGAUGGAUUUUGUACACAGGUUCAAAAGUACGGCGGCUCUGAAGCGUCAAUUACAGCCUGAUGCUGUCGCGCUGCAGCAGAGAGCUCGCGCGCUGCUCACUCUCUCACAUAGCGCGAGCUGCUGCGGACCCACUUUAUUCUAACGACAGAAGAGCAAAUAUGGCACAUGCAUGAAUGUUAUUGGACUCAUCAGAAGAGCAACCCAAGACAGCAUGGGCCCUUCAGACCCAGCUAAUGUCACCAGUGAUAUUCCCAAUGAGGAAAAAGAAUAUACUGACUGGUACCAGAACAGCCUGGGAAACUACAGCAUGGGUUCUCAUAAGCCUGUCUUUGUGGAUGACAUUACCAAGCACCUAAGUGUUCAGAUAGCCCUUAUAACUGCUUAUUCUCUUAUAAUCAUCCUGGGCCUGGUUGGUAAUACAUUAGUUAUUUAUAUGAUUAUUAUAUACAAAAACAUGCGUACCGUAACUAACUACUUCAUUGCCAACCUUGCUUUAGCUGACCUCAUGGUGGACACCAUGUGCUUACCCUUCACCUUGGCAUACACUCUGCUGGAUGAGUGGAAGUUUGGGGCAGUGAUGUGUCACAUGGUGCCUUAUGCCCAAGCUCUCAGUGUCCAUGUGUCCAUUCUGACACUGACUGUGAUCGCUCUAGAGCGCUAUAGGUGCAUCGUGUUUCACAUGGGCCAGCGUCUCUCCAGAUGUGCAAGUUUCGUUAUCAUCAGUCUAACAUGGUCUUUCUCGGCCAUCCUUGCUGGACCUUUAGCUAUCUUUCGGGAGUACCGUUAUGAGGAGAUUGCCUACAUUAACUUACGGAUUGCUGUAUGCUCUGAGAAAUGGCCCCAUGGCACUAACCGAGAUGCCAUCAUCUACAGCUUCUCCAUGCUUCUGCUCCAGUAUGUGCUUCCACUGGGUAUUAUCAGCUAUGCUUAUGUGUGCAUCUGGGUCAAACUUAAGAACCACGUCAGCCCGUCCAACCGCAAUGAUGGCAUCACUCGUCGCAAGAAGACUACCAAGAUGCUGGCACUGGUGGUUGUGGUCUUCGCAGUGUGUUGGCUUCCUUUCCAUGUGUUUCAGUUGGCAAGUGAUCUUGACCUGGUCCUCAAGUUUAAAGAAUACAAGCUUCUGUAUACUCUUUUUCACAUAGUGGCCAUGUGCUCAACAUUCACCAAUCCGUUACUCUAUGGAUGGAUGAACAAGAAUUAUAGGAAUGGCUUCAUCAUGUUCUUCCGCUGUGAACACAAACCUGACACCAUCCAUCCAGAGGGAUCUUUCCGCACUCGAACCCUGCGAGGUUUGAUCUUGUACAACAACGGACAUCCGGCCACUGCUGUCUGAACCCGGCUAAAACUGACAGCACUUUUACAGAUAAAGCUUGGUGUGAACAAUAU
Messenger RNA from Hemibagrus wyckioides, 1640 nucleotides. RefSeq names its product neuropeptide Y receptor Y7 (gene npy7r). The transcript is spliced from 2 exons. Lineage: Eukaryota; Metazoa; Chordata; Actinopteri; Siluriformes; Bagridae. Gene Ontology annotation, cellular component: membrane. Gene Ontology annotation, biological process: G protein-coupled receptor signaling pathway. The record is from RefSeq and is a predicted model, not a curated record. Gene Ontology annotation, molecular function: neuropeptide Y receptor activity. The coding region runs from base 421 to 1587 and encodes 388 amino acids.